Molecule: messenger RNA, 1520 nt
Organism: Daucus carota subsp. sativus
Lineage: Eukaryota; Viridiplantae; Streptophyta; Magnoliopsida; Apiales; Apiaceae
Exons: 8
Coding region: 87-1349 (420 amino acids)
Source: RefSeq, a predicted model, not a curated record
UUACAGAGUAAUACACACACAAGAGUUUUAUAUGUAAUGCGCGAGGAAUAUACGUAUCUAUAAUCAUCUCUGUGAGAAAAUAGGCUAUGAAAGGAGGAGGGUCGUCGGCUCCUGGAGAUUACAUCUACUUCAAAUCUCAAGUCCCACUUCACAAGAUCCCUAUUGGCUUAAAGCAGUGGCGAUACUAUGACUUUGGUCCAAAAGUGGUGCCUCCAGUUAUCUGUCUUCCUGGCACUGCAGGAACCGCAGAUGUAUACUAUAAGCAAAUCAUGUCGCUUUCAAUGAAGGGCUAUCGAGUAAUCUCAGUUGAUAUUCCCCGGGUAUGGAACCAUCAGGAGUGGGUUCAAGCAUUUGAGAAAUUUUUGGACGUAAUUGAUGUCCAUCAUAUACAUCUUUAUGGUACAGCCCUUGGAGGAUUCCUAGCUCAACUUUUUGCUCAGUAUCGUCCACGAAGGGUCAAGUCGUUGCUACUAUCAAAUACUUUCUUGGAUACACUUAGUUUCUCAUCUUCAAUGCCAUGGUCUCCUAUUGUUGGUUGGACCCCUUCUUUUUUGCUGAAGCGAUAUGUCUUGACAGGAAUCCCAAAGGGUCCUCAUGAACCAUUUAUAGCUGAUUCUAUAGACUUUGUAGUUUCUCAGGUAGAAACACUCAAAAAAGAUGACUUGGCCUCCAGAUUGACUUUAACGGUGGAUGCUGCAUCAGUUGGUCCGCUUCUCCUUCCAGAUUCUAAUAUCACACUGAUGGAUACAAAUGACCAAUCUGCAACCCCUCAAGAACUAAAGGAUCAAGUGACUGAAAGGUACCCUGGUGCUAGACGUGCAUACUUGAAGACUGGAGGUGAUUUUCCAUUUCUCUCACGCUCAGACGAAGUAAAUCUCCAUCUUCAGCUACACUUGAGACGAGUAGGCGUUGAACCUCGGGCAGACUUGGUCCAAGGUGCCUCAAAUGAUGGUGGUGGAAGUUCUAGUGAACAAAAUGGGGGAAAGGAAGAUUCUAAUGAUCCAGAAAAUAGAGAUUCUGAUGGCUCACCUAAUAAUGAUGCCGGAGAUUCACCAUCUGAAGAUGCUGAAAUCUCUGAAAGCCCAUCGAAUGAAAAUCAGCCACCCCUAAUGCCUACAAGUGCACAUAUGAAAAAUCUAGAGAACCAGGUAAUUGCUGCAAUUUCUUCUGUUACCAAUUGCAGUUGUUCAGUCCCCAUAAUUUCACAUAUACUCCCACAGAAACAACACCAGACAGUAGCCGCUACAUCCUUUCUACAUAUAGCAUUUGAAUUUUUAGUUUGUGAACUGCUUUCCGGCUAUAUCUUAACAUUGUACAUUAAUAGGGAGAAUUUGUUGAAACUUAAAUAACUUGUGUGAUCAUAACAAUUUCUGGGUAUUUUGCUGAAAUUCGAUAUGAGUGCUUGAACAACAGGGACUUUUGAAUUUUUCCAUGUAAAUUGAAACAUCUGAUGUAAAAAUUUUGUAAUGUACCGCUUUUGCUGCAAAUUGUUGGUUGAAACAAGCUUGAUGUUUUUUUAA